Molecule: messenger RNA, 228 nt
Organism: Necator americanus (New World hookworm)
Lineage: Eukaryota; Metazoa; Nematoda; Chromadorea; Rhabditida; Ancylostomatidae
Exons: 2
Coding region: 1-228 (75 amino acids)
Source: RefSeq, a predicted model, not a curated record
AUGUGGCAGCGGUAUUCGAAGCCAGUGCAAUUGGCAGUUAUAGACUUUAAAGCCGCUUGCGACUCUCCUAAUCGAGGCCGUCUUCUCAACGCGCUUCGCGCUGAUGGAGUGCCAGCACCGCCAAAACGCUCCUUGACCGAUCUCGAGUACGUUGAGAAUAUUGUGUUAUUCACGAAAGCACCAGGAAACUGUCAUCGACCUUGUUUCAAAGCUGGCUUCUGCCAAUAG